Messenger RNA from Venustampulla echinocandica, 879 nucleotides. Its product is annotated as Vesicular-fusion protein sec17. Gene Ontology annotation, biological process: intracellular protein transport; SNARE complex disassembly. Gene Ontology annotation, cellular component: SNARE complex; vacuolar membrane. Lineage: Eukaryota; Fungi; Ascomycota; Leotiomycetes; Helotiales; Pleuroascaceae. The coding region runs from base 1 to 879 and encodes 292 amino acids. Gene Ontology annotation, molecular function: syntaxin binding; soluble NSF attachment protein activity. The transcript is spliced from 4 exons. The record is from RefSeq and is a predicted model, not a curated record.
AUGGCCCAAGAUCCUCGCGCUCUCCUGCAAAAGGCAGAAAAAGCAGUUUCUGCCGCAGGCGGUGGAUUUAGUCUCUUUGGCGGGCGACAAGAAAAAUGGGAGAAUGCUGCAGACCUCUAUACUCAAGCUGCAAAUGCAUGCCGCCUACAGAAGCAAAAUAAAGAAGCCGGUCAAGCAUUUGAGAAAGCCGCAGAUAUUCAAACCAACAAACUAAACGAGCCUGAUGAUGCCGCCAAUACCCUCACAGAAGCAUUUAAAGUCUAUCGAAAGACGGAUCCUCUCGAUGCAGUACGAUGCCUGGAUAUUGCUAUUGGAACUUAUACUGGAAAGGGUAAUUUCAGGAGAGCGGCUACCCACAAACAAAAUCUGGCAGAAGUGUACGAGGUCGAAAUCGGGGACCAAAAGAAGGCGAUGGAGAGCUACGAGUUGGCAGCAAGUUGGUUUGAGACCGAUAAUGCUGAAGCACUGGCAAACAAGCUCUAUCUAAAGGUAGCUGAUCUCGCCGCUCUAGAGACGGACUAUUAUAAGGCCAUCGAGAACUUCGAGAAGGUUGCCGCCUCGUCCGUCUCGAACAACCUUAUGAAAUGGUCUGUGAAAGAGUACUUUUUGAAAGCUGGGUUAUCCCAUCUGGCAGUUGGCGAUAUGGUGGCUACAAACCGGGCGUUUGAGAAGUAUCGAGAGAUGGACCCGACUUUUCCAAGCAUGAGAGAGCAUCAGUUGUUGAUCGACCUAGCUGAGGCAGUCGAGGCCGGUGAUCAGGAGAUAUUUGCGGAUAAGCUGUUCCAAUUUGAUCAAGUGAGCAAGUUGGACAAGUGGAAGACUACCAUCUUGUUGAGGAUCAAGAGUGCUAUUGAGGAGAAGGGCGAUGACUUCUCUUGA